CAUGUGGUAAAGAAGUUGGUUUUCUUUCAAAUAAUUUGAUUGCUAAGAAACGCUUAAUUAUAAGUCCAUUAUCGAUACAAAUGUAUAAUUUAACUGUAACAAAUAUAGUUAUAUUACGAUUGUUAGAAGAAACCACCCUGCAUGCUAUUGAUAUUUAGAGGUUUUUUUCUGAACUACAUAAGACAAUAAAAUGUGAUACAAUCAGUUUUAAAAAUCGCUUCUAAGAACUGUAUGUUUAAUUAUUACAUGCACAGUAAAACGUCUAUUUAAAAUUGUAAACAAUAGCAAUUUGUAUUUUAUACAUUUUAGAGAGAUAUUGUCACUGGAAAUUUUGUGUCACGUUUGUAUAUAUUCAGUAUAAAAGGGUAUAUCAAGUCAUUUUAGAUUUCAGUUAGGCCAACAUUAGGCUCCGAUUGAAAUGGAACUGUUAAGUUUUGUAGUGUGCUUUGGGCUGAUUGGAGUAGCAUUGGCCAAAUCAGAAGAAUGUGGAAAGAUAUAUAGUUUAGAAGUAUCAAAUGAUGACGAAAAGCUAAUCCUCAACAAGCAUAAUGAACUUCGCAAACUUAUUGCCAGGGGAAAGAUUCCGGGACAACCAAGAGGAGUUAAUUUGAAAAAAAUGAAAUAUGAUUCCUUACUGGCAGCUGAGGCACAAAUAAUAGCGAAUUCUUGUAUAUUUGCCCAUCAAACUGUAGUUGAUGGCAGAUGGCAUGCUGUUGGGCAGAAUCUAUAUAUUUCCUAUUCUACUGGAUAUGAUCCAAAACCAGACUGGUCAGCAGCUAUUCAAGCGUGGUUUGAUGAACAUAAAAUUUACACUUACGGGAGCAGAUUUUCAAAAAGUACAGGGCACUAUACUCAGAUGGUUUGGGCUAAAACAGAGUAUGUAGGUUGCGGAUACGUCUAUUUCAGUGGAAACGAUUUUUGGAAAUAUAAGAAAUUAUAUGUCUGUAAUUAUGGCCCAGCAGGAAACUACAUUGGCGAACAACCAUACCAAACAGGAUCUUCAGGCUGCGAAGAUUUAUGCGUAACUAAAGUUAUCGUUAACACCAAUAAACCUCUAUACAAAAUAAUACAUAAAAUAUACCUAACUAUAGAGAAAAAACUAAAUAAGAGUGUCCCAAAAAAGUUUUGCUUUGUAAUAAUAAGAAAUUUUAAUAUCUUAUUACCCAAGAAAAUGAAUUAUCUAUUUGUCACUAUAAUUCUGAUAGCUGUAUAUUUUAAAUUAGGAUCAGGAGCUGGAAGAAUAAUUGCAUAUGGAGUCUCACAAGCUGAGCAGAAUGCAAUUGUCAAUAUUCACAACAAUUUCAGAAAACGAAUAGCAAGUGGUUCUGUUCCUGGUCAACCGAAAGGCAUCAAUCUUCGCCGAUUGCGUUAUGAUCACAAACUUGCUCUAGAAGCACAGAAAAUAGCAAAUACAACCGUUUUUCGACACGUUGGGGUUAAAGACAGUAGAUUUUCCGUUGGUCAAAAUUUAUAUAAAACGUCUUCAACGGCAGCUGGUGGUUCUUCAAAUUGGAACGGAGCUAUAACAGGGUGGUUUAACGAAUAUAAGUCUUAUAAGUUUGUUAAAUGCUGCGCUGGUUAUGAGAAGACUGGACACUAUACUCAAGUUGUUUGGGCCACAACUCAAUACGUUGGUUGCGGUUACGCAUACUACUACGAAGCCGGAAAGUAUCCUUACAAUAAGUUCUACGUCUGUAAUUAUGGUCCAGCUGGCAAUAUUGGAGGCUCAUACCCAUACAAAACUGGUAGUUCGGGAUGUCCAAACCUGUGUUGAAGCGAAUUAUACUUAUAUGAAUGUGUUUUUUUAUUCGUAUUAUAUACAUUUUAAGUAAAUAUAUGUAUUUUUGUUUAAA
This is a messenger RNA of Sitophilus oryzae (rice weevil), 1853 nucleotides long. RefSeq lists its product as uncharacterized. NCBI's taxonomy places the organism in Eukaryota, Metazoa, Arthropoda, Insecta, Coleoptera, Curculionidae. Gene Ontology annotation, cellular component: extracellular region. The transcript is spliced from 13 exons. The coding region runs from base 419 to 1774 and encodes 451 amino acids. The record is from RefSeq and is a predicted model, not a curated record.